Molecule: messenger RNA, 483 nt
Organism: Paramormyrops kingsleyae
Lineage: Eukaryota; Metazoa; Chordata; Actinopteri; Osteoglossiformes; Mormyridae
Source: RefSeq, a predicted model, not a curated record
UCUCGUCCCAGAAAACAUGAUGCCCGUUGCCCCUCAGUUACAGACAAGCACCAGUUCAAGGCCGAGCCACUGCUGUACCGCUUCCGUUACGACGAUGGGACGUACCACCCCCGCAGCGACAUGCAGGACGUCAUCUCCAAGGGCGUCAGGCUGUUCUGCCGGCUGCAUAGUUUAUUCACGCCGGUGAUCAGAGAUAAGGAUUACCACCUGAGGACGUACAAAUCAGUGGUAAUGGCGAACAAGCUGAUAGACUGGCUCAUUGCACAGGGAGACUGCAGGACCCGAGAGGAGGCCUUGAUCUUGGGGCUGGAGCUAUGUGACAAUGGAUUCAUGCACCACGUGCUGGAAAAGAGCGAGUUCAAGGACGAGCCCCUUCUGUUCCGGUUCUUUGCGGAUGAGGAGAUGGAAGGCUCCAACACCAAGCACAAGCCCAUGAAGCAUGACCUGAAGGUUGUGGAGAACGUCAUCGCCAAGUCCCUGCUG